AUGGUUGUUUCACCACUUGGUUCACCCUCUCUGUCAAUGGUUCAAAGCUCCGGCCGGGCGGGACUGGCGCCACCGCUUCCAAAGCCCCAGGUGGCUGUGACCAGCACAUCGCCACACAUCUUCCGACCUCACUCCACUUGGGCCGUCAGUCGCCACCCCAGUGACAAGUUCACCCCGCAUGAAGGCUUAACUCAGAGAGUGACUUGCGUAUCCAUACAGAAAGGAAAAGGUGACCCCGACAAGGAUAUAGGGGUAUGA
Pochonia chlamydosporia 170 is the source of this 258-nucleotide messenger RNA. RefSeq lists its product as hypothetical. The record is from RefSeq and is a predicted model, not a curated record. Bases 1 to 258 code for a protein of 85 amino acids. Lineage: Eukaryota; Fungi; Ascomycota; Sordariomycetes; Hypocreales; Clavicipitaceae. The transcript has a single exon.